Molecule: messenger RNA, 882 nt
Organism: Coffea arabica (coffee)
Lineage: Eukaryota; Viridiplantae; Streptophyta; Magnoliopsida; Gentianales; Rubiaceae
Product: protein DESIGUAL 2-like
Source: RefSeq, a predicted model, not a curated record
CACAGCCAUCUAUCUCUUUUGAUUUUUGGAAGUUGCUGAUUAAGAUGGUUAAAAUGGUUUAUUACAUAGUUGGCCUUUUGAUCAUGGUCAUGGACGUUGUAGCUGGUAUUCUAGGCAUCCAAGCUGAGUUUGCCCAAAACAAGGCCAUAACCCUUCGGCUGUGGAUAUUUGAAUGCACACACCCAAGCUAUGAAGCUUUCAAACUAGGCACGGUUGCAACAGUACUAUUGACCUUGGCACAUGUCGCUGCCGUUAUGCUCAGCGGGUGCGUCUGCAUUGGGUCUAAGGAAGAGUUGGAUCAGUCAUCUAACAUUAAGCGGCUUGCAGCAGCUUCUCACGUUUUAGCAUGGGUCAUAAUGGUUAUAGCAUUCUUAAUGCUAAUCAGUGGGACAAUAUCGAACUCAAGGUCGAGGCAAAACUGCGGAAUUUCAAACCAUCAUCAUUUGUCCAUAGGAGGAAUUUUGUGUUUUGUCCAUGGACUUUUUGCCGUCACUUAUUAUAUUUCUGCAACAGCAGUCAUUCAAGAAGGAAAGAAGUUGAAGCAUCCUGCAACUGCAGGUGCAGCUGCCAAUGCUUGAAAGGACCUGAAAACUAUUCAGUUCGUUUUUUGUUUACAAUUCAAAUGCUAUUGAUUUGUAAUUAUUUUGCAAGAAGCUUGCUGCAAUGUGCUUUCAUCGUUCUUUCUUCUCUCUUUUCAAAUAGGUUCUUGCUGAUGUUUAAGGCGUAUUUGUUACAAAGUUGGAGUUCAUUAUCUUUCUGAAGCAAAAAAAUUUAACGGGACUAUAGUGUUUUGCAGGUUUGCUUAAUUACAAGAGUCUGGUGAAUAAAAUUCUACUGAUCAAUUGUUAACCAAACAAGGCAUGACAGGGGGUUGGUAAUUCA